Messenger RNA from Hydractinia symbiolongicarpus, 2727 nucleotides. RefSeq names its product endothelin-converting enzyme 1-like. The coding region runs from base 128 to 2254 and encodes 708 amino acids. Gene Ontology annotation, cellular component: plasma membrane. Lineage: Eukaryota; Metazoa; Cnidaria; Hydrozoa; Anthoathecata; Hydractiniidae. The transcript is spliced from 15 exons. Gene Ontology annotation, biological process: protein processing. The record is from RefSeq and is a predicted model, not a curated record. Gene Ontology annotation, molecular function: metalloendopeptidase activity.
AAAACUAAAAUAGAAGGCUAUGAAAAAACUUCUUAUCAGCCUUAUUAAAAGCGUUUAGUGUUAUAUAUAUUGCAUAUGUUAGUCAAAUGAGUUUAAAAUAGUACUUUAGGACUAAUUAUUGUACAUCAUGAAGAGUUUUAUGUUGUUUUUAUUGAUUCAUUUCUUGCGCGAAAGCACUUGUGUAAAGCCUAAAACAUUGGCCAAAGGUGGUGGACCAAUAUGCAAUGCAUCAAGAUGUAAAAAAGUAGCUGAUAAGAUCAUGGAGAAUAUGGACCUAGCAGCUGAUCCAUGUGAAAAUUUUUAUCAAUACGCAUGCGGUGGAUGGAUAAAAACGCAUAAAAUACCAAAAAGCAAAGACGAAUAUUCAGCUAUAGUAGAACUAUCAGAUAAUGAUGAUCAUUUGUUAAAAAAACUUCUACCAAAAGCAAUGAAAAACGACACAGAAACGAUUAGAAAAGUAAAAGACUUUUAUAGAUCGUGCUUGGACACAAGCACAGUGGAUAAAUUAGGCGCCGAACCAAUAAAAAAGUUUUUAAAGCGCAUAGGAUCAUGGGAUAUAAGUCCAAAUUGGAAUGGUAGUAGCUGGAAUUUUGUGAACACAUUGAGAUUGUUACAUAAAGAAUAUCCGGCGGAGAUUUUUUUUACUGUUGAUGUAGAUGUUGACCCAAAAAAUCGAACUCAAAAUAUUGUCACGAUAGACCAAGCUAAAUUGAGUUUACCACAGAUUUCGUAUUUCACCAAUAAAAAGGCUUUACAGACAGUUGUAAAAUACGCGACUGAUAUAGCUUUGUUAACCGAAGAUAUCAAAUCACGUGAUGAUGAUCCAGAUAUGUAUGAUAGUGUCCUGCAGAAGAUGAAAGAUGUCGUCACCUUUGAAAUCGCUCUAGCUAAGAUAUCAGUGCCAAAGCAAGCUAAAAGAUACGCAAGAACCUCGAUUGAACAUUUAAAAGAUGCUAUCCCAGAGUUCCCUUGGCUUGACCAUCUGAAAGAAGUUUUAUCUCCACGCAAAGUGACAAAAGAUGACAAAAUAGUUGUCUUAUCAAACGAUUAUUUAGCUGAUGUGGUGAAGUUAAUAAAUAACACAGAUCCAGCAAUAUUGUGCAAUUACAUGGCAUGGCGUAUGGUGAAAGACAUGGUGCCAUUUUUAGGCUCGGAUUUCACAAAACAAUACAACUCCUUUAAAACAGAACUUACUGGAGUUGCCAAUAACAAGACCCGCGAGGAGAUCUGCUUUAAAUAUACAGAUGAAAUAUUGGGACCUUUAGUUGGGGCGUUGUUUAUUCGUUACGCCUUCUCACCCAACGAUAAAGCAGAAGUAGAAGAAAUGAUGGAACUUAUUGUGAAAUCAUUUGAAAGGAAUGCUGAGACUGUUGACUGGAUAUCCAAGCAAACCAUUAAAUCAGUUCGAGAGAAGGCUGAUUCAGCUGUUAUAAAAGUUGGUUAUCCAGAUUAUCUUUACAACGAAACACAAUUCAAAGAACGUUAUAAAGAGAUCUCAAUUAAGCCGAACACAUUCUUUGAAAACGUGGCAAGUAUCGAUAAGUUUUCUAACAGAAGAACAUUUAGAAAACUCGACAAACCAGUGGACCCUCAUCAAUGGGUGAGCGUACCACAUAUGGCCAAUGCGUUCUAUGUUGUCACCAAAAACGAAAUCGUGAUACCUGCUGGCAUUCUUCAACCACCAUUCUUUUAUGGUGAGCCAAUUCCAAGAUCCAUCAGUUACGGCGCGAUUGGUCACGUUCUUGGUCACGAAUUGACGCAUGGUUUUGAUACUCUAGGCAGGAAAUUUAACAAACUUGGAGAGUUGAUUCAGAAACGAACAAAGUGGAGUGAUCCUUCUAUAAAAAUGUUCGAGAAGCGAGCGAAAUGCUUAUCAAGGCAAUUUUCGAAAUAUAAAAUCGGAAAUACCUUACAUAUUGAUGGAACUAACACAUUAGGUGAAAAUAUAGCUGAUGGUGGAGGAGUUAAAAUGGCGCAUAUGGCUUACAAAAGAUGGGUGGAGACAAAUGGAGAAGAAUAUGUGCUUCCUAAGAUCAACAAAACUAAUGCUGAGAUGUUUUUCAUUGGUUAUGCGCAGAAGGAAUGCCAUAGCUCGACAAAGAAAGCUUUAAUAGAUGCAAUUAAAGAUGAUGUGCAUGCACCUUCUAUGUUUAGAAUUAUUGGAACAUUGAGCAACUCGAAAGAAUUUGCUAAAGCUUUCCAAUGUCCAACUGGUAGUAAUAUGAAUCCAAAAGAAAAAUGCGAAGUUUGGUAAUGAAAAUAAUCUAAAAAUAAAAAAAACUUUUUACGAAAUAUAGGAUAACCUUUUCCCAAAGCGAGUUUACUUUGGCGAUAGAUAGAGUGUGUCGCAUCUCUUUUUUUGUGUUAGUUUUUUCGACAUUAUAGCGAGUCCACUUUGUGAAAGAUGGUUUUUAAGAUAACUGGUUGAUUGAGAACUUCAAACACAUCAAUACCAAUGAUGAAGCGUUUUACGUCGCGAUUCUUCGUUACUGUAUUAUAUUACUUUCUCCGAAAAUGCUUAGGUCAUUUUUUUUAUUUGCUUAAAAAUAUGUUUUUAAGAAAUUAUUUAAAUCUAUUUUUUUAUUAUUUAUAUUUUCAUAUGUAAAUAGAAUGUUGUUUACCGAUAUAUGUAUGUAUUAGAUGAGUUAUCAUGGAUACUCUGCUCGAAAGUAACAUCUCUCACUACUUGAGAGAGCUGUACUUAAUUGAUAAGGAUUAAAUAUGAUA